CAACAAUUGGCUCCAUGGCUGAAGACAGCCAGCAGUCUACGCAGUCAACUAAACGCAUUAAUCAUCAAUGGACUGCAGAAGAGGAUAAAAUGCUCGUAGAGUGUCUAAGUGAAUUGGGUUUCGGUUGGAAAUGAGACAACGGCUUUAAGGCAGGUUAUUCCAAUGUCGUAGAAAAUAUGAUGCAUCGCAAGAUACCAGGAUGCUCCUUGCGAGCUAGCCCACACAUCACCUCUAGGGUGAAACUGUUGAAGAAACAAUAUACUGCCAUCGCUGCAAUGGUAGGUACUAAUGGUGGGAGCGGCUUCGGAUGGAACGAUGCCAAGAAAAUGAUAGAUGUCGAGAGGGAAAUAUUUGAUGACUCGGUCAAGUCCCAUCCCACUGCUAAGGGUCUUUACAACAAGCCAUUCCCGCACUACAAUGUUUUGGGAAAUAUAUUUGGGAAGGAUGUUGCCACGGGAUCUCAUUCAGUGGGUGCAGACGAUGUAAUCCGCGAAAUGGAACGAGAUCCUGCCUUGUAUGAUGCAAGUGGGACACCUUUUGAUGAUUAUAUAGAACUCUCUGGUGACUAUAUCCCCACUCUUGUAGCAGAUCCUGCUAUGCCUGACAUCCCUGCAGAAGAUGUUGUGGCCCCAAGUAGCCCAGUUUCAAAUGUUACUGCCAGAAAGGGUAAGAAAAGGCAAAGGAGUGAAGAUCCUUUCGGACUUGAGAUGGUUGAUGUCAUGAAAGAUUUAACUCAGACAUACCGCAAAUCAAGUGACAGCAUUGACAAAUUGGUGUCUUGUUUUCAACACCAAGCUGAUGGAAAUAAUAGGCGAAUGUCAAUUAUGGACGAGAUAGAGAAAUAUGAUUACUUGACUGACCCUCAAAUGGUUCACAUAGGUGUGCAGUUGGGUAGGGAUAGUAAUUUGACGGAUAUCUUUAUGCAAUGCAGUGACGAAAAAAGAAAGCACAUAUUGGCUGGGUUGUUAGCCAACUUUGAUCCCUAGCUUUGUUGGUGUGACUGUGAUGCAUCAUUUUUUGGUAUUACAUGUGAUGCAGAGUGUUUUUUUGGUGUGACUGUGCUACUUCCACUCUUGUGUGGUGUGGCUGGGUUACAAUAUAUAAUAUGUAGCUGUGGCUGGGCUACAAUAUGAUAUGGUUUUGGUGUGGCUAUGAUACUGUAACUAUUUUUUGGUGUGACUGUAGGUACAUGGGAGGAUUAUGUAAAUACCAGCACCUUAAUGCCCUCAUGAUUUAUUUUGUAAAUCACAUA
This is a messenger RNA of Gastrolobium bilobum, 1252 nucleotides long. RefSeq lists its product as uncharacterized. The transcript is spliced from 2 exons. Bases 177 to 986 code for a protein of 269 amino acids. The record is from RefSeq and is a predicted model, not a curated record. Lineage: Eukaryota; Viridiplantae; Streptophyta; Magnoliopsida; Fabales; Fabaceae.